Molecule: messenger RNA, 2559 nt
Organism: Danio rerio (zebrafish)
Lineage: Eukaryota; Metazoa; Chordata; Actinopteri; Cypriniformes; Danionidae
Source: RefSeq, a predicted model, not a curated record
UGUUUUGUUGGUGAUACUUUAAUACUACAAGUACUCUCAGAAAUUCGCCAUAAUCUCUUCAUGUUUAAGUCAAGAUAACAACAAAGUGUGUUUUCUGAAGUCUCACCGCUGCACAAAGAAUCUUACAGAAACUGAACUUUUUAAGUCCCGCCUCCUCAGUAUGGCUCUAGUUUCUCAUUGGUAAUUUCCCCUGAAACACUCCCACCUUAUUGGCUGUUUAAUGUGUCUGUUUGCGUUCCUGCACAGCAGAUGAACUUCGCUGAAGCCGAUUUUUAACAACGGUGCUGCUCGAUGAGCGAUAUUGGAAACUGAUCAACCCUGGCAUGGCACCCACAACGGAGCCGAGGCUGAAUGUGGAGGCUCUGAGUAAGAGAGAUGUGCUGCUGCUCUUCAGUGUUCUUGAAGGAGAGCUGGAGGCCAGAGACUUUGUCAUACAGGCACUCAAGGCCCAGCAUAAAGAUUCAUACGUGUGUGAACGAUACGGAAAAUACAACCUGAGUGACCCGUUCCUGGCCCUGCAGAGAGACAGCGAGACCCUCCAGAGCUCCAGCCAGACCAGAGAAGACAGAGCGAGUUCAUCUCAGAGACGGGAUGGGGUUUGUGGGGCCAAGGCUCGUUCAGAUCCUUUAGCGGUGCUGAAGCUGGUGGUGGGACACUGCAGGCGGAUGCAGGAGAAGAUGUUGAAACAGCUGGCGGCUGCAGAGAACAGACACAGAAGGGUCAUCGCUGAUCUGGAGGAGGAGAAGAGGAAGCACGCUGAAGAUACAGCAGAAGGAGAUGACGUCACUUACAUUCUGGAGAAGGAGCGAGAGCGCCUCCUGCAGCAGUUAGAGUUUGAAAAGUCGAAGACGUCCCGAAUGGAGCGUGAGAACAAGCGGCUGCACGAUCAGCUGAAUGAGCAGCAAGUCCAGCAAAAACAGCUCAUGACGGCACUGAGUCGGGAGUGCAAACGCUCCGGCACCCGUGCUUACGAGGAGUCCCAGCGUGCUGCCGAACUCAGCCAGCGACUCGAGCGCGAGCGAGCUGCCAAUCAGACUCUGAGGGCGGAGCUUGAAGAGGAAAAGAAGAGGGCUAUGCAGAUGGAGGCGAGACGAGAAGAGCUGCUGGCAGAGUUCGACACUGAAAGAGAACAGCUCGGGCUGAGAUUACGAAAAGAGGAAGCACGCUGUAACGCACUACAAGAAGAAUUAGAGACGUUAGGGAAAGAGACAACAGAUUCAGUCAAUGGCCACCACAUUUCUAUGGUGGAAGAUGCUGAGAAGCCGAGUUUGUUAAGCAAUGGGACCACUUCACAAGCCUCUCAAUCCCCAGACAUACAAGCUGCCUAUCAGGCCGGCAUCCACCAGCGCUUCCAUGCAGCCCGUCACAAGUUUCAAGGCACCAGUGAUCAAGAUCCAAACCCUGUUUCUUCUACUAUAAACUGUCCACAUGACAUUUCGCCUUGUCCAACUUCACCAGAUAUCAUUUCUUCAAAACAAGCCCCCCGUGGCACCAUGCUCAGUCGCUUUAGCACUCCUCAAAGUCCCAGCAAAUCAACAUCUUCAAACAGUUCUCCUUUCGGCACUGAUUAUCGUGCUGUGGUCCAGUCUGGGAUGUUGUCUCCAACUAUCAGGUCUCCGACUAUACCCAGAGCGGACAGAGGGAUCCCGCCUCCAAUCCCACCCAAAAAACCAGGCCUGGCCGAAACGCCGCCUUCUCCUGCCACCCUGCGAGCUGCUCACUUUGCUCAUAUGACUGUCGGUUGCGGACGCAACAGCAGCUCGGAGAACAGCAAAGAACCAGAUCUGAUGCUGUCAUCUAGCAGCUAGCAAGCGCAAAUCAACAACUCGAUCCUGUCAAACACUGCUGAUUUUUUAAGGGACUUUUCCAGGUUUUGAACAAAUAUUUGGUAACACUUUACUAUCCUAAUUAACUACUAGUUAGCUGUUUAUUAAUAGUUAGUAGGGUAGAAGUUGGGAAUGGGUUUUGGGUAGGAUUGAGGAUGUAGAAUACAAUCAUACUUUAUAACUGCUAAUGACAGUUCAUAUCUUAACAAUAGGCAGGUGAUAAGCCAGUAGUUAAUAGCAUGUAUUAUGACCUAAACUAAAAUGCUACCAAAUAUUUUAGAACCAUACGUUUAAGUAACUCUGUACUUUUAUUAUAUUUCGAUUAAGGCAUGUUGAUUAUAUGCAUAAUUACAUUAUGUGUUCAGUCAAUUAUUAUGAGAAUAAUCAGCAUUUUAUCUCUGACAAUCACCAGCUCCUGUAGAUAGUUUUAUAUAUUGUUUUUCUGCUAGAUAUUUAUACAUCUUUACACUACAAAUAAAACAUUUGGGUUCACUAAGUUUAGUUUUUAAGAAAAUCCUUUAUAAUGCUGCAAAAUUGAUUUCUAUUUCAAUUAAAAGUAAAUAAUUCUGAAAAGUGUUACAGUUUCCAAGCAGCGCACCCGUUUUCAACAUAAAUAAUAAUAUAAUCAAAUAACUUUUGAGCACCUAGUUGGCAUAUUAUAAUGAUAUCUGAGGGAUUAUUUUUCACUGAAUAUAUAUAUAUAUAAAACUGAACUGAAUAUAUAUAUUAUAUU